This is a messenger RNA of Lytechinus variegatus (green sea urchin), 7861 nucleotides long. RefSeq lists its product as uncharacterized. The record is from RefSeq and is a predicted model, not a curated record. The transcript has 4 exons. NCBI's taxonomy places the organism in Eukaryota, Metazoa, Echinodermata, Echinoidea, Temnopleuroida, Toxopneustidae. The coding region runs from base 545 to 7315 and encodes 2256 amino acids.
AGUUAGAUGCGAGAGAUGAUGACUCCUGACCUGAGAUCGUGAAGAGCUAGUAGAAAAAAAAUGCCAAAGAUAAAGCAUUAUAUUGGUAUAUUGGUAGCCGCUGCCGUCUGUGCAAACAGGAUAUGAUUUUGGAGAUACAUGAAUGCAACAUUGACAAUAUGAGUGUUUGUUUGCCAGAGAUAUGAGAAAUUAUUGCGAUUGUUUUUCAAACAGCUUCGAUUGUCCUGAUUUGGAUAUGAAAAUCUUAUGAGUUGGAUCACUACAUUUUCUAAUUCUCCAGUUUGAAAGUUCGUAGCGUUUUCCUGAUAUGAGCCUUAAUAUUGAGGAUGCAAACACGGCAUGCAACUGUUAGCAGACAAUUGGUUUGGCGCGCAGCCGAGUUUGUAUAUUUCACCUGCACGCGAGGAGGUUUUCUCACUUCUCGCUCAAGAACGUGCAUGUGUUGUUGUUCUCGUACCCAUGAACAAGGCGUUGAACUCCCUUUCGAGGGGUAAUAACCCCAGUGGUAGAGGGGCGUGCGGAACGGGAGGGGUGUAAGACUGCCAUGGAUAUAGGUGUGGACGUUAAUCAAAAUCACGAAAAGUUCUUUGAUAAAACUCUAGCCCACCACAACGCAUCGACAUCGCAUCCCUCUUCUCCCCGUAGUCUGAGAAACGAAUCACCCACCGACCCUAAGAAGACACGGACGCUCGAAGACUUCCACGACGACUCCGCAUUUGAUGAACAAGCAGAUGACCAGCAGGACGAUGAUGACGACGAUGAUGAUGGAUCUUCCAGUACCAGCAGCAAAGAAGGAUUUGUAAAAAGGCGUAUUGAACGGUGGGAGCGUCGACUAUCGCAGUGCGACGACAACGACGUCACCCAAGGCCAGGCAUCGCUUGAAUUACGGCAGCGGGGCCAGCCAGCACCCGUUGUCAUACCCCCGACUUUUCUCCACGGGUCCGUGUCGUUUCGUGGGAAUUCUCAAGCGGAAAGCGAGCUUUCUUCAAUAAGGUUGAAUGUGAUUCAAAUGAAAGCGGACUUUCAAAUGACUGAACUCAAAUUGAAAUUCGGCAAGUGGCAAUACGACGUCAACAAGGGGACGAACCAAACUGUAAGGCCACAGAAGACUCCCCAACCUAACAGGCCAAGCGACAACACCUCUUUACCAGACGUACCCGAAAGCAUGGCGACGAGGGGUCGAGGAGACGUCAUCCCGAGUGUUGCACAACACAUCAGCCUUGCAUCAUUUGGGAAUGAUGGUAGUAGGCGAGGUACAUCAGGGCAUCAACUGCCAGUGGACCAAAGGAUAUUGUCGUCUUACAGAGGACAGAACCCCCAUAUCACGAUGAGCCAAUCGACACCUUCAUUGGGACCGCAUGGAGGUCAAAGUAAAGUCUCGACUACCACAAAGACUAAUCGGACAAUAGUGACAACGCAAAGUCAACCAACAAAUAGCUGUGGUUUGGAAGAGAUGGCAUUGAAACUCAGGAAUAUGAACAAACCAUUAGAGCAAGAACAAUCGUCACCGCGACGUACACUGGUGGCACCUUUGAAAUCUUUCACAGAUAAUCAACAUAUUUCAGACAGAUUGCGUGGCAGCAGUGGGAUUGACCCCAGUGGUUACCAGAAGGAACACAGGCAGGAUGGAAGGUCUGGGACAUCGAACAUGCGAACAUCUCAUACUGUUCCCAGCCAUGGAACAGUGACCCAAAGUGGCAUUCCUGUCCGAAAAACGGCCACAGAAGACUAUCAGCACAGGUCAGGGCGGUCUGAACCCUCGAACAUGCAAAUGUCUAAUAUUCCCAGUCACAGAACAAUUAUUCAAAGUGGCGUCCCAGUGAGAAUGUAUAAAGCCGCACCAGAUGAUUAUCGAAGGGAUGACCAGAUUUUACGCAACACUCAAACAUCUAAAAUGCAAACUGCUGAUACUCUGCAUAACCCCAGAACAAUUGUUCAAAGUGGCAUCCCAAUGAGAACAAAUAACACUUUAUCCGAUGGUUACCAAAGGGAUCACCGCCAAAGGUUGCAUACUUCCGAUCCCUCAAACAUGGAAACGUUUAACACUAUGCCCAACCCGAGAAGUAGCGCAACCAUGGGAACCAAUAAAGCUGUACCCGAUGGUCAUUAUAAGGAUAACCAGCAGAGGUUAAAUAGUUCCGAGAGAUUGAACAAACAAACAUCCAAAGUUAUUCCAAGCCCCAGAACCGUGGUUCAAAGUAGCAUACCCAUGAGAAACAAUAAAGCUGCACUAGAUGGUUAUCACGUUGAUCACCACCAAAGAUCAGGGAGGCCUCAAACCUCGAGCAUGCAAAUGCGUAAUACCAUUCCCAGCCUCGGUACAACGGUCCAAAGUGGCAUUCCGGUGAGAACUUAUAAAGGUGAAUCAGAUGACUAUCAGAUGGAUCAAAGGCAUAGAACUGGGAGGCCUGAAAUAUCAAUCAAACCUUCAUCGCACAAUGUUCCCAGUUCCAGGACAACCGUACAGCAAGAUUUCGUGGCUAAUGCAAACAGAGGAAAUUCCCAUCGACAUCACUUGGACCAACAACAAAGGUAUGGAAGGUCAGAAAUCUCAAACCCACAGGCAACUCAUAGCAGUCCCAACACCAGGACAAUCAUCCCAAAUGAACUUGACCCGAGGGCUCAUCAAGGCUCAACCUAUGGCUAUCAAAGAGAUUACCAACAUAACUUUGAGAUAUCUGGAACGUCAGCAGUACAAUCGACUCAAUCCAUUCAACAUCAAAGGACAACCAGGCAAGAUGACAAUUUUACAAGAACAAACCUAAGUGAAGCCGACAACAAAAUUGAUCGCGAGAAGUUACUCAAUGACCUCGGUGAUAUACUUCUUGAAGAGUUAAAGCAACAAGAACAAAUAGAAGAGGAGAUGUCUUCAGGUGGCGCUUCCGAUGGCUCGUAUUAUGACUAUGAAGAUUCGUGGGACAUGGACACAUCUGAAUCCCCUGUAGACACCAAUGAUAUUGGCACUCAGUUUGAUUAUGCCGAUGAAGGAAUUUCCCAGGAAUCUAUCAGUUCUUUGGAAAAUGAGAUUCAGUAUUUAAUUGAAGGAAGCGAUGAAACCUUUCGAUCUUCAGAUAAUACUUUUGAUGUUUGCACACAGGUUUCUGUUUUGACAUCUCCGAAAGCUAAUGGAACCCCCACUGACGCCUGUCCUAGAGAGGAUAAAUUACAGGAUAAGAAUCAGACAUCAAUUAAGGUAGUAAACACUGAUGAAAAUCGAGAAGAAACCCACUCAAUAACUCAACUUACCGAGGAAAAGGAUGCAAUGAAGGGCAAUCAAUCUAGCAAGGAAUCCAAGGAAGAUAUAGUACCAGUUCUCAAUCAUCCUGACAGUUAUCAGGAGUUUACUGUCGAUGUAAAUGGUGUUGACGCUUUGGAUAAACUUGUCAAUGAAUGCAACGGAGCUGUUGUGGAACGACCUGAGCGAGCGCCAGAACCCUUAUCCGAAGUGGAUGAAGCGUUAACGAGUAGCAAUACCGAUUUAACUGAAGCAGUUGGGGAAUCGGUACCCUACGUUAAAGCUUCCCAUGAUAUCUCCCAGUUGGAUUCUAGUGGUUCCCAUCAUGAUGGCAUGCUGGGAAAGCCAACACCAAUUCAGAAUAGUGACGCCAACGAAAUUGUAAAAGAUACAGAGCAAACGAUAGAAUCCUUUCCUCAAGCAGAUGAAACAUCAAAGGGCAACAAUAAGGUCUUUGACAAUAUAGUUGUUGACAAGGUAGUACCAGGCGUUGGAUCUGCACGUCAUAAUUCAGAGUUAUGUGCCAUUGUUGCUGACCACGAUGAUGUGUUUACUGCUAUUGCCGCACAUCUUGAUGACGCACAAGAAAAACUGACAUAUGAAAAGGACAUUUCCGAAAGGACGAAUAAUAAGGAACUUCUUAUUGAUAGUAACAUUCACAUCUCAGGCAAUGAUAUCAAAUCUGAUCAUGUGGAUCCUUCAGAGCAAUCAGUAGACGCAACUACCCAAGACCAAAUACCCAUAGAGAGCCAGGCAGCUGCUGAGAAAGAAGUGGAGGAAGAAAUCUUACACCUGGAAAUUUCUCAUGACGUCCAAAGUAACGCCGAUUGUGAACAAAGUGAAGGAGUGGAGAUACUGACUCAAGAGAUUAUCAACAGUGACCUAGUUGAACUUGAUGCAAACAAUGAUUUACCAAUAUGCAGUGAUCCACCAUCUGCUUUACAUAUAUCGGAAGGUAAUGAGUAUGACCAUACGGACCUGCUGACGGAACGGGAUCAGGAUCAAGAAUCUUAUAGACUGGAUGACCCGACUAAAACUGUCGUUGAAGAAGUUGUGCAAAGUCUCAAGCGUCCGCAUGAUGAGAAAGAGCUUAAUGAUGUAGACCGUAGAAUUGCCCUUAAAUCGCUUUCAGAAGAGCUAUACAAUGUGAAUAACCCGAAAGUUUCUGCAGAGUACGAAGGAAACCUGACAACAUCCGAUGGACCCAUUUCUUAUGACGACAAGACAACGGUUGAAGAUCACUUCUGUAAGACUCUUACCGAGGACAGCAACCAGCAAUUUGAUUUGUCAAGUCUCUCAUCACCUGUUGAAGAAGGGAACCCCGACUUACCUCAAACUAACAUAAUAGCAGUGUGUGAAGACUCUUGUAAUGGUUCUAAUCAUGUCUCAUAUACAAGAAAAGAAGAGGAAACCAAACCGAAUGAAAAUAUUGGUAGGGUCUCUUUAGGUUCAGAUAACUCAAUUUCUGGAAAUGAUUUUAAUCCUCCACAAUCAAAUCGCUUUUCCUUUUCAACGCCUGUCGAGAACAAGAAUGAGUUCAGCGAGGAAAAGAGUCAGCCACUACAAGAGCCUUCUGGGGAUCAUGAUUCUUUAAUAGAUGAAGAAAAAUCUGAUACUGAUCCGAAGAAACGUGACCAAUUUAGCGAUGACCUGAAAUGUCAAACAAAUAUCACAGUCAAAGAGACCGUGGGAAGGGAAUCUUUGAGUCCGAGGAGAUCCAAAAUUCCAGUACCAAAAUCAACACUUACUAGAAGCAACAGUUUGCCCACUCGAAACCGUAUGAAUCAAGAUCAUGUACACACGAAAGGCGCUUUAAACAAUGGAUUGGUCAAUGAGGGGUCACCCCGUGUCGACAUAAACACAACAUCACCAACCUCUUUUAACUCUUUCUCUUUUGUACAUAAAAGCAGCCCGAGGUCCGCUUCUAAAACAGGAAAACAGCAGAAUAGCCGUAUACCAAUACCAACGUCGAAUUUCAAGAGAAUGGGAAGUUGUCCCGAUCGUUCCAGGCCCAAGAUUACAGGAUUGAAUUCAGUAUCAUUAUCGAACAGGUCGAAAGUAAAUACAAAUAUCCCAGUUUCUAAAAAGAACACAAGUAAGACACGUUCUAGAGACAUUAAUGUUACUGAAGCACUUGCUAUUAAUGAAGAUGCAAGAGCUACCGCAUCUUUCACGGAUGUUGAGCAAUCACCUGGGGAAUGGAAAUCAGGGAUACAUGACUCAAAUGACCCGUCAAUCUCUUCUGGUGACAUGCCAGUUGAUCUUGCUGCAGAUGAUAAACAGUCAUUGGAUAAUCAUUCAUCAGAAACGGAUGACUUCAUCAAACGAGCGAAACAAAUUUUGUCGAGAAUACCAGAUUCACCAACCAACACUCCAGUGACUCAAAAUGCUCCGUUUGAAGUGAAAUCAUCAGAUCGAGGGGACAAGGUACAGGAGCCAACAGAAGAACUUCCUGACACAGAUCAUCAGCCCAUUUCAUCAAAUGAAAAGGACGCCGAAUUCCUAUCACUGGAGGCAGAGGCAGAUGAUGAUACAGCAAGUGAAACUCUUACUCUUCACUCAGAAAAUGAUUUUGAUAUUAAAAGCCCCUUGCACGACGAAGUUCUUAGAAUCGAAUUAUCUGAAAUCGAGCUUAUUGGGUUUGAGUAUGAUAGCCAGAAAUCUCCGAAUUCUAGGAUACCAAUUCCGCAGAGGCCUCAUAAGCCAGACCAUAUCGAUGCUUUAUCAGAGGAAGGAAGUGUACCCGAUGACGAAGUUGUUAGUGAUGUUUCUGGCAGAGAACGUUCGAUAGCUAGGAUCUCUCCUAUGCCUAGGGAAGAUGGAGGUGACGUAACACCAAUACCAAAAAUGCGAAAAUCCUUCAAGUCGAGGAUCCCACUCCCUUCUCCAAUAGCAAUCAAACCACCCCCGCGUACAAAUAGAAAUCGCUCAUACUCUGAGACUGAUGGAGGAAAUGUCAGCCCUCAUGAAGAAUUUGAUGAGGUACGUCAAGAAGAGUCUGAUGAAUCUGAUGAAACUGAAAGGGAUCAUCAAUCGGAAUUCGAGGAGGGGCGGAAUUUUAGAAGAACGCAAUCAUCUCGUGAAGUCAGACCUCGCGGUAGCUACUGGGCAUUUAAAAACACCCCCAACCUUGCGGUAUCAGAUUUUGAACGUUCACAGACGCUAAGACCAAGCCGUUCAAGGAGUACUGGUAGGAAAUCUCCAGCAGGUACUCCAAGAAUAACACCAAGAGGUACGCCCAGGUCGACACCGAGGAGCACACCACGAGAUACGCCUAGGAGCGGAACUCUGAAGAGGCAACAGCCUCAUUCCAAAUCACCACCGACCUUUAAAUCUCGAGAAUGUGCCUUUGUGCCACUUCCUGAAUGGAAUCGCCUGAGAGAAGUUCUUUCUUCAGGUGAACAAUCCAGGCAGAGCACCCGUCCUUCAAGUCCUUCGGAGUUCAGCUACACCAGCAGAAGGUCCUCCAACGAAUUCCCAAGAAUGCACUCUCCGAGAUGGGAAACCCCUAUAACAACUCCGAAACCGAGCCGUUGGAGAGUCGACGGUCGUGUCCCAGCACAUCUAAAGAAGAAAUACUCAUCCAUGAACGACAUGGGUGAUUCCAAGGACCUCUAUCCAUCAGAUCAAGACUUGACUGAACCCAAUACAGUCAAAGAGGAAUUCGACUCUCCUUGGAACAUGCAGUUCAAAACCAAUAUACCCUCAUCGCAAUCUUUACCUCGUACUGAUAGAAAUGAGGCUGGCAUGAAUAGAGCUCAUCAACAGCAAGAAAGGCAAUUCCCGGACAAUAUUGGAGGUAGAGGGCGCUCACCUUGUGCUUCCGAGACGACGGAGAUACCCAUGUCCUCUACAGGAGACGUCUCUGCGAUCUGGACUGAAGACGAUACCCUGCAGAGCUCCAACUUUAGUCUUCCGGCAGGAGCUAAGAAGAAAUCAUGGAAGCGACGUUUAUCAAUCAGGAAAAAGAAAUCAGUAGACCCUUCAAAAGAAGAAGAAGGUAAAGAACCGGAAGAGAACAAGCGGGAAAAGAAAAAGAGGAGAAAUUGGUUGCUUAGGUUCCUUGGAAUCCGGAAAUAGCAAAUCUAGUCUACUGCAAAGCCUUUUUAAUGUUAUAUAAGUGCCAAUGAUUGCAACAUUAAAAUAUGAUAUCAGCCAAGUCCAACAAUUUUUCCAUCAUACGGGUCAGUUGAGGACUUGUUUUCUUUCAUCCUCUAUUACCUAUACGUCCUUCCCCUUUAUCUUUUCACAAUCACCCAUAAUAUUGUGUUUGUUUUUACUGUCAAAGUCUAUUCUCAUGGAUUUCAACAAACGUUGAUUCUACAAGAUAUUAUUCAUAUGGAUUCCAUAAAGGUGAACUGUUUCUGCAAGUUACCUGCAACCCUGUUAAGGAAAUCGACUUCAUUUUUCUAGCUGCUAUUUUGAGAGCGAAGUUGGCUCAGUCGGUAAAGCGCGUCUGUCUGUAGAACGAAAGGUUGUGGGUUCGAGUCCACACAGGUUGGGUGACUGAAGCCUGCGUUGUGUGUUAACGUCUCUCCCCUGUUCCAUUGAUGCAGGCUAUGUUAUAGCCGAAAGCACUCCGUCCCUCGGAUAGGACUUUAAAUGGAUGCCCCAUGUAGAGGAGAG